Messenger RNA from Tetrahymena thermophila SB210, 3987 nucleotides. Its product is annotated as ABC transporter family protein. NCBI's taxonomy places the organism in Eukaryota, Ciliophora, Oligohymenophorea, Hymenostomatida, Tetrahymenidae. Gene Ontology annotation, molecular function: ATP binding; ABC-type transporter activity; ATP hydrolysis activity. The record is from RefSeq and is a predicted model, not a curated record. Gene Ontology annotation, cellular component: membrane. Gene Ontology annotation, biological process: transmembrane transport. The transcript has 13 exons.
AUGAAAAAUAAUUAAUAAUAAAAUGAUAUUGAAAAAUAAUUCACAUAGUAGCUUUUAAAUAAUGUGAAAGUGAACAUACCUGAAAAUCCAUUUGAAAAAGCGAAUAUAUUUUCAAGAGCAUUCUUUUUCUGGGUUUAUCCUUUGCUUAAGAUAUCAUAAAAAAGAAGUUUACAAUAAGAAGAUGUCUUCAAAUUAAAAGAUAAAGAUACUAGUGAGUUUAACUUUAAUAAAUUCAACACUAUUUAUGAAAAUGUUAAAGUUGAUCCAAAAGUUGUUAAUAAGCUAAGAACUGCUUUUUUUAGAACUUAUAAAAAGGAGAUCUUCAUCUCUGUAGGACUUUACUUUUUGUAUUUACUCUCUAGUGUUGUUAAUAUGCUAGCAAUUUAAAUAUUGCUAUAAGCAUUUAAAUCAGAUGAUAGAGGAAAAGUUGGGCCUCUCGCUAUUGGAUUAUCAGUUAUGGCUUUAGUUUAUUUUACAUAGUCUAUUAUUCAGUCAAACUAUAAUUUUUAUUAUAGCGUUCUUACAGUAAGAAUGACUGGAGCUUUGAGCAUGAAAAUAUUCUAAAAAACAUUAUUAUUUCCUAUGCAAAGAAAUUAAUUCUACAAAAUUGGAGAUAUAUUGAACAUGAUCUAAGUUGAUAUUCUUCAAAUAGUUUCUUACAUAUAGAGUCUCUUCACACUAAUAUUUUCUUUUAUAUUUCUUAUCUUAUCAUUUUACUUAUGCUAUGCUACCUUAAAUGACUUUGGUAUUGCAUUAACACUUUUUGCUUGUGUUUUGGUUUCUUUUAGUUUUUCAUUAAUCUUUGGUAAAUGGUAUGGCUCUAUGCAAAAGAAAUUUAUGCAUGAGAAGGAUCUUCGUAUGAGAUCUUUAGAAGAAAUGAUCAGGGGUAUUAAGACUAUAAAAUAUAAUGGUCUUGAAACAUUUUUUGAUGAAAGAAUUAAAAAGCUUAGAGAAAAAGAGUUAAAACAGUUAAAGAAAUAAAGGAUUUUAGCCAACUGCAAUGAAUUUUUAUAGAAUUUUUCAUGCACUUUUACAAUUUUUACAAUAACCUUUGCUUUUGGCAUAAGUUCAUUUAGUGAAUUCUUAGCUAUUUUUUCUUCGUUUUAGCUUAUCUAAUAGUUUGUCUAAAAUGUUCCUUUGUCAGUUUAAGGAAUAGUCAUCGGAUCUAAUUCUAUGAAAAGAUUAGAUAAUUAUUUAACUGAAUCCUUCAUCUAUAAAUUAAAUUCUGACACUACAGAGGAAAAUAAUUAGGUUAAAUAGAGUGGUUCCUCUAUUUUUAUUUAAAAUGGUAAUUUUUCAUGGAAUAAUUAACUGAAUAUCAACUAAAUAUAGAAUUCUGUAAAACUAACAAAAAGAGAAAGAGAGUCUAUAUCUUAAAAAUAAUCGAGCAGUGUAUUUUAAUUAAAAAAUUUAAAUCUUAAUGUAAAGUAGGGAGAAUUUGUAGUUAUCUAUGGAGAAUUGGGAAGUGGUAAAAGCUCUAUCCUUUAGGCUCUCUUAGGAGAAAUGGAAGUAUAGGGAGGUGAAAACUCUUUUUAAAAAAUGGUCUAAAUAAAUGGGAGUAUAAGUUUAUGCACACAAGAUCCAUGGAUACUUUAAGACACUGUAAAAGAAAACAUAAUCUUUGGAUAAUCCUAUGACUCUAUUAGAUACAAAUAAGUUCUUUAAGUUUGCAGCUUAGAAGAAGACAUUGCCUACUUCGUUGAUGGAGACCAAACUAACAUUGGAGAAAAAGGAGAUACACUAUCAGGUGGUUAAAGAAAGAGGGUUAAUCUGGCAAGAUCAAUUUAUAAAGAUUCAGAUAUUUAUCUUUUGGAUGACCCUUUAAGUGCGCUUGAUGUUGGAGUCGCAACUUCUAUUGCUUAAGAAUGCUUUUUGGGAAUGCUUAAAGGGAAAACAAGGGUUAUUUUUACUAGUAAUCUAGUCGGUAUGAAUAAAGCUGAUAAGAUUAUUCUUAUUAAAAAUGGUGAAAUUGUUAGUGAAGGAAAUUAUAACUAAAUUAAAAAAAUAAUCGCUAAAGAGGGAAACAAGGAAGCUGAAAAUGAUGAAGAUCUGGAAGAGUUAGAGAGAAGUUAAUCCAAAGUUCUUUUAAAAAGCAACUAAAAACCAAAAUUUGAAGAGUAAAACUAUACUAAAAAGAUGAUUCAAACAGAAGAUAUCUAGCACGGGUACAUAAAAUUGCUUGUCUUUAAACAAUUUGCUAAAGAUUUAGGAGGAUUAUUAUUUAGUUUGGUUUUAUUCUUAAUGUUUAUAGGACUCGUAACUUUUUUUUUACUAACUAAAUUGAUUAUGCAAGAUGUAGAUGAUGAUGCUCCUAAGGAUAAAUAAUUUAAAGUUAUGAUGCUUUAUUGUCUUUUUGACACUUUGAGAGUAAUAUCUAUCUUCAUAUAUGAAACUUUUGUAGUCUUAAGAAUGCUUUCACUAUCUAGAUUUUUACAUAAGUCUAUAGUUUUUAACUUAUUGAGAGCUUCUUUUACAAAAUUUUAUAAUUUGAUCACAACUGGACGCUUAAUGAAUCGUCUUUCUAAAGAUAUUUAUGAAGUAGACACAAUUAUACCUUAUGAUUUUAACUAACUUAUAAAUUAAGUUGGGAUGGUUGUCGUUUCAGGAGCUUCUACUAUUAUAAUAUGUUAAUUCAAAAUAGCUUCAAUUGCUAUUGUCUAUUUCUUUAUUGCUCUAUUAAUUUCUUACUUCUUUCUUACUGCUAAAAGAUAAAUAGUCAGAAUAGAGGCUACUUCAAAAAGUCCUAUCCUGUAAUAUUUCUCAGAAAUUCUUAGAGGUCUUACAUACUUACGUAGUUGUGUAAAAGAAGAAUUGAUCAGAGAUACAUUCUAAUAAUAUGUUAAUGUAGACUUAAGAAAUUAAAUAGCUCUGAAUGGAAUUUAAUACUGGUUUGAAUCAAUAGCUUCUUUUUUGAGUAUGUUUCCUAUAUUAAUUUCAUCAGCAUUAGGAUAUUUUGAUAAUUCAAUUUCAUCCUAAACUGCUAUGUUAAUGGCACUAUAAGUAUCAAAUUUAUCUAUCAGUAUGAUUAAAUUAUCUUAGACAUGGCUUGAGUGUGAAACGCGUCUUGUUAAUUAUGAAAGAUGCCUCAAAUUGAAAUAAAACAUUGUCUUAGAAGAUUACUCAAAUGAGAACGGAAAUAUUGAAAAUUCUCUCUAAAUUUCUAUUUAAAAUAAUGAUAAUUCAGAAAAUGAAAAUAAAAUUUCUUAAGUUGGAAAUUAGAAUUCUUAAUUAUCUCAUAGCUUUAACUAAGAGCAAUCAAUUAUUUUUUAGAAUGCUUCUUUUUAAUAUAGAGCAGAUCUACCAAAUUGUUUAUCUAAUUUGAACUUAAGUUUCACAGGAAAUUAAAAGAUUGGCGUAGUUGGUAGAACUGGAGCAGGAAAAACAUCUGUAACUUUAGCUCUAACAAAAGUAAUUGAUUUGAUUUCUGGAGAUGUAAUAAUAAAUGGAAAGUCUAUUAAAGAUUAUUCACUAUAAGAAUUAAGAAAUAUAAUCAGUGUUGUUAGCUAAGAACCUUAUAUUUAUGAAGGAACUUUAAAGCUCAAUUUAGAUCCUUACAAUCAGUACACAGAUAAAUAAAUCAAUAAUGUCUUCUAAUAAUGUAGAUUUAAUAGCUUUAGUUCAUUUUAAAAAGGUCUUAAUACUGAAAUAAGCUAAUUAGGUGAUAACCUUUCCGAAGGUGAAAAAUAGCUUAUCAGUAUAGCUCGUGUCAUUUUAAAAAAAUCUAAAAUCUUAAUUGUUGAUGAGCCUACUAGUCAUAUUGAUGCUAAUAUGGAAGAGUUUAUUACUAAUAUUCUUUAUGAAAAUUUCACAAACUGCUUGGUGAUUACUAUUGCUCAUAAAAUUAAAACUAUUAUGAGCAGUGAUAAAAUUUUGGUAUUAAAUCAUGGAAAAAUAUAAGAAUAUGAUUCUCCUUAAAAUUUAUUAAAAAAUAAAAACUCUUAGUUUUCAGAAAUAAUCAAAAUUAUCACAAAGCACAAAAUUAAUUGA